CGGCUAUGACGAUGGUUUGCAGAAAGAAGACAACUUAGAGGAUUACUUCGAGAGCUUGAAGAAGGUGGGUUCAAAGACCUUAACACAACUCAUCAAGAAACAAGAAAGCUUGGGUGAUCCUAUAAGUUGUGUUGUCUAUGACCCUUUUCUCCCCUGGGCUUUGGAUGUGGCCAAACACCUUAACUUAAUUGCUGAUGCCUAGCUUCUUCACUCAAUCUUUUGCUGUUUGCAGCAUUUACUAUUAUCUGAAAAGGGGUCUACUCACAGUGCCAGUGGUUGCCCGCGCCGUCAUUUCUGUCGCCGGAUUACCACCACUUACAAUCUCCGAUCUGCCGUCUCUUGUUUCUAUAUAUGGAUCGUACCCUGCGGUGCUUACCUUAGUUACAAGCCAAUUUUCCAACAUCGACAAGGCAGAUUGCCUCCUUUUUAACUCAUUUGACAAGCUGGAGCAAGAGGUAGUGAAUUGGAUGGCUAAGCUAUGGCCAGUGACGAUGAUCGGACCAACCAUCGAACUUGACAAGCGAAUCGAAGGCGAAGAAGAUUAUGGGCUUAAUCUCUUUAAUCCGAGUGUAGAUGCCUGUAUGAAGUGGCUAAACAUGAGGGGAAUUGGAUCUGUUGUCUAUGUAUCUUUUGGAAGUGUUGCUGAUUUAGGAGAUGAGCAAAUGAAAGAACUAGCUUGGUGCCUGAAGGAGAGCAAUAAUCAUUUCUUGUGGGUAGUGAGGAAAACAGAGGAGAAGAAGCUUCCAAGCAAUUUUAUGGAAGAGACAUGGGAGAAGGGAUUGGUGGUCACUUGGUGUCCCCAGUUGGAGGUGUUGUCACACAAGGCUGUGGGAUGUUUUGUGACACAUUGUGGGUGGAAUUCAACUUUGGAGUCAUUGAGUUUAGGUGUACCAAUGGUGGGAUUGCCACAAUGGACUGAUCAGCCAACUAAUGCAAAAUGUAUUGAGGAUGUGUGGGGAAUUGGAUUGAGAGCUAAGGUGGAUGAAAAGGGUGUUGUAGUAAGGGAAGAGAUAGAAGCAUGUAUAAGGGAAGUUAUGGAAGGAGAGAAAGGAAAAGAGAUUAGAGAGAAUGGUAUCAAAUGGAAAGAGCUUGCCAAAGAGGCAGUAGCUGAAGGUGGAAGUUCAGACAGAAACAUUGAAGACUUUGUUGCUAGUUUGGCAUGUCCCCUCAAUGUGUGAUGUAAUUGAUUAA
Telopea speciosissima is the source of this 1191-nucleotide messenger RNA. RefSeq names its product UDP-glycosyltransferase 74E2-like. The transcript is spliced from 2 exons. The coding region runs from base 195 to 1178 and encodes 327 amino acids. The record is from RefSeq and is a predicted model, not a curated record. Gene Ontology annotation, molecular function: UDP-glycosyltransferase activity. NCBI's taxonomy places the organism in Eukaryota, Viridiplantae, Streptophyta, Magnoliopsida, Proteales, Proteaceae.